This is a messenger RNA of Oikopleura dioica, 1032 nucleotides long. The record is from the annotation of a GenBank genome assembly. NCBI's taxonomy places the organism in Eukaryota, Metazoa, Chordata, Appendicularia, Copelata, Oikopleuridae.
AUGAUUGCGCCACAGUUUAACGAAGACAAUUCUCCUCAUCGACUUAUGAAUCCACAUCAGAACAGCAACGCACAGAGAUACUCUCAGAAUAACCAAUUAAUCAACCGCUCGGACAGUGAGAGUUCGAGCUCUAGCUCCGGAUCAGAGACAAGCUCUAGCUCCGACUCAUCGAGUGAUGAAAGUGGCAUAGAAACGGAAUCUUCCAAUUUGGAAUCCAACCUUGUUUCUUUGCCUUCGUCUAACAGAAGUUAUAAUUCCAACGCUGACGUCGCCAACGACGUGUUUAACAGCCACGCCAAUUCAAUCGAUCCGGAUAUGGCGAUGCUCCACAGCACCCAAUCAAAUACAGUUGGAAACGAUCAAGAUCCAACCAUCCCUCCUCCAAAUCUCCCUGUACAACCAGCAACAUCAUCUUCAACCAUUUCCUCUUCCUCCUCAUCAAAUCGAUCUCAAUCCGACGGCUUCAAAAGAACACUCGGCGAAAUUUGCCACCGCAUGGUCUUUCAGUCUCCAUCAACUCACGCAGUAACCGGCAGAGAAAAAGAAAUUUCAGAUAUCGCCUCUCAAUUAGUAGAAAUCAUGAGAAACGAGAACCCGACGCACUUCAAAAACUUCAGUGAAAAACUGAAAAGAGCGUUCAAAGAUCGCGGCUCAAACAAUCUUAGCAACAUCGAUUGGUUUCAACUUACAUUCGAGGACUUAAUCGACAAAGUCGUCGACAAUCCAACCUGGCGAUCACUUUUGAACACAUUGAACUGCUCAUACAUCGUUUUACAAGCGUGUAAAGAUGAUUUAUCCGUCCAACAGACAAAUGAACUCAAAUCGAGACUGAAGAAUGUCUCGGAAAAAUUUAUUGAAAGGCGUUUUCGCCGUUAUAUUGAAAGUAAUGGCGAUUGGGAAGGACUCAGAAAGUACCGCGAUCACGUGGUCAACUAUCAACAGCCAGACCCGAAUGAUCCUGGAGUCAUCGUCAGCGCCCUUGGAGUCAUCGCUGGAGUCGUCGGCGCGCUCGCCUUUUUUCGUCGCAGUUAA